Aricia agestis (brown argus) is the source of this 1964-nucleotide messenger RNA. It is a transcript of the gene Scr-c, whose product is annotated as MAM and LDL-receptor class A domain-containing protein 2-like. Lineage: Eukaryota; Metazoa; Arthropoda; Insecta; Lepidoptera; Lycaenidae. The record is from RefSeq and is a predicted model, not a curated record. The transcript has 10 exons. The coding region runs from base 64 to 1947 and encodes 627 amino acids. Gene Ontology annotation, cellular component: membrane.
UGAGUCUGUUAAAGCUUUACAACGAUUGUUAUAUUUCUUCUAAUGUUAAUUUAAGUGUUAAAUAUGUUUCUUAAGUGUUUAUUGUUGUUGUUUUACUUAGGAUUACUAGAUGGAUUAAGAGCGUCUUACCCCGCGCGGAUUCGAGUGUCGUCCACGUGCACCAUACCCACCCUGGCCAACGGCAAGCUGAAGCUGCGGCAGCGCGGGCGGCUAGUGCGGUUCCAGUGUAACCCGCAGUACACGCUCGUCGGCAGCCGCUACGCCAGCUGCGUCAACGGCCGCUGGGACGAGCCGUUGCCUGUAUGCAUACGUCCCGGGUGUGACGUGAUGGGCAUAGACAACGGCAUGUACAUAGAGCACUCUGCGGCGUGGGUGGUGUACUUCUGUUUGCCGGGCUACUCGAUGCUGGGCUCGCAGGUCGUCUACUGUGACGGCAGCAAGUGGAACGCUACGGCGCCAACCUGUGUCGACAGAAACCAGCCGACGCAGUUAAGUUGUGACUUCGAAUCAGAAGACCUCUGCGGCUGGGUGCAGGACGAGCUGCACAACUUCGACUGGGAGAGGAAGUCCCGGAAGACGCCCAGCAGCUUCCUGUUCACCGGGCCCUCCUGGGACCACACCCUGGGCAGCGGGAAUGAUGGUCAUUACAUGUACAUAGAAAGUUCGUCCAAGUCCGAGAACGACACCGCCCGACUGAUAUCUCCCGUCUUCAGCGGCGCUCGCGCCAAGGACGGCUGUUUCUCAUUCUACUACCACAUGUAUGGAGCGACGUGCGGUGGUCUAAGGGUAUAUCAGAAACCAGACACUAUGAUCCUGGACAACUUACUGAUGAUGUCGGAAGAGGACAAGAAGAAUUACAUCCUGUUCGAGAGAUGGGGCAACCUGGGUGACGUCUGGUUACACUCUGUCACCAACCUGACAGAUUACAAUGACAGUUUCCAGAUUAUCAUAGAAGGCAUUCGCGGCAGAAGCUACACUAGCGACAUCGCUAUAGACGACGUGGCUAUACUACAGGGGGAGAACUGUACCCUGCCUGAAAACCCCACCACACCCGCUAUUCCGGACUCCUGCGCCGGUCGCUGCGACGGGCCCAACUCGGAUGACAGCAUGUGCGGUUGUUCCACUGACUGCUUCGACUUGCACAACUGUUGUCCUGACUUCUUCGACCUCUGCGUUUUCGGUUAUGAUCAAAAUCCUGUGUCAAAAGGAACGACUGAACCACCGCCGCGUACACAGAAGUUGAUAAAUUCUACAACAGAUGCCACUGAGUCUACUACGGCGGUUAUCACCUCGACUACUACGACACCAAAACCCACGACAACGACACCAAAACCCACAACAACGACACCUAAACCCACUACAACAACACCGAAACCCACAACGACGAAACCAACGACAACUCCGAGACCCACAACAAAACCCACGACAACAACCACGAAACCCACAACCACAAGAACAAAACCCACAACCACACCGAAACCUACCACAACGACAAUGAAACCAACACCAAAACCAACACAAAAAGCAACAACUAUAAAACCGACUCCCAAAACUACAACAAAACCUGUCGUUAAAACAACACCAAAGACAACAAGAGUUACACUUACAACACUCUCAACUAAAACAACAAAACUUACAACAAUCACACCAAAAACGACAACAGACAAACGCGAAAUUCACGAUGAGGAGAUGCGCAAAGAAAGGAAAGAGAAGACAAUAGAACUGAAGAAGUUGAUCAAAGAUGAACGGAAAGGUCCCAAACCCGGCAUGAGCGGUUUCACAGUGACUGUCAUAACGCUCGGCGUUAUCAUGAGUCUGGCUGGCGUUGUCUGGUUCGGUCUGGCGUCCAGGACAGAGAGAGGCAGGAUAGUCCUGUCCCGCCUCCGAGGCAGGAUAAGGAACGACGCCGAAGUACGUUUCCUGUCGGCUAAUAUGGAAGAAGAUUAAUAAAUAUGUUAAGAGUA